Molecule: messenger RNA, 555 nt
Organism: Impatiens glandulifera
Lineage: Eukaryota; Viridiplantae; Streptophyta; Magnoliopsida; Ericales; Balsaminaceae
Product: protein RGF1 INDUCIBLE TRANSCRIPTION FACTOR 1-like
Exons: 2
Coding region: 1-555 (184 amino acids)
Source: RefSeq, a predicted model, not a curated record
AUGCAGGGAAUUGAGAAGCCAGCAUGGUUAGAAGGCCUAUACACGCACCAAUUCUUCGUGCCAUGCUCAAUUCACGAUAGGUCAAAGAAGAACGAAAAGAAUGUAUUUUGCUUAGAUUGUUGCACCACAAUUUGCCCUCAUUGCGUCCCUUUCCAUCGCUUUCAUCGGCUCCUUCAAGUACGCAGAUACGUAUACCACGAUGUGGUAAGACUAGAAGAUCUCGAGAAGCUCAUAGAUUGUUCAAACGUUCAAGCCUACACAAUCAACAGUUCCAAAGUGGUGUUCAUCAAGAAAAGACCUCAAAAUAGACAAUUUAAAGGGUCUAACAAUUUCUGUACCUCUUGUGAUAGAACUCUUCAAGAGCCUUUUAUUCAUUGCUCACUUGGAUGCAAGAUUGAUUUUCUUCUAAAACAUUAUGAAGAUCUCACGCCGUAUCUAAGACCAUGCCAGACGCUUCGACUCGGCCCUGAUUUCUUUGUGCCUCAAGAAACGGGAGAAUAUUAUUACAUAAGUGGUAGAAGGAAAGGAAUCCCACAUAGGUCACCCUUGUGUUAG